GCAAACAUGCUCGCGUGGACCCACAGCAAACGGCACUGGACGAUGCGGACAUGCCCCGAUUUGCGGAACCCAUUGCCAAUGUGACCGUCUCCAUUGGCCGCGAUGCACUGCUCGCCUGUGUCGUUGAGAAUCUAAAGGGCUAUAAAGUGGCCUGGGUGCGCGUCGAUACCCAGACAAUACUCUCCAUACAUCACAACGUGAUAUCACAAAAUAAUCGCAUCAGUUUGACCUACAAUGAUCAUCGAUCGUGGUAUUUGCAUAUCAAGGAGGUGGAGGAAACAGAUCGCGGCUGGUACAUGUGCCAGGUGAAUACUGAUCCGAUGCGUUCGAGGAAGGGCUACCUGCAGGUGGUGGUGCCACCCAUGAUAGUCGAGGGCAUGACCAGCAAUGACAUGGUCGUCCGGGAGGGGCAGAAUGUGUCGCUGAUGUGCAAGGCGCGCGGCUAUCCGGAGCCCUACGUCAUGUGGCGACGCGAGGACGGCGAGGAAAUGCUAAUUGGCGGAGAGCACGUCAAUGUCGUCGAUGGCGAGCUGCUGCACAUCACCAAAGUGAGUCGUCUCCACAUGGCGGCCUAUCUCUGCGUGGCAUCCAACGGUGUUCCGCCAUCGAUUAGCAAGCGCGUCCAUUUGCGAGUUCAAUUUCCGCCCAUGCUGUCCAUACCAAAUCAGCUAGAAGGCGCCUAUUUGGGCCAGGACGUCAUGCUGGAGUGCCACACUGAGGCAUAUCCGGCCUCUAUUAACUACUGGACGACGGAACGAGGCGACAUGAUAAUAUCAGGUAAAUGUUAAAUGCCAGCCAGCUUUUUAAGCUCUACUUACUGGCAACGUUGUGUGGUUGACUCUAUGUGUAUAUACUCUGUGCAGAAGUGUGUAUGGUUGUGUAGGCAUAUGUGAAAUAACUCCAAUCUUGACCAAAAGCGGGGGGCCUUUGCAUUGUAGCCCGGUUUAUUAUGUGGACGAGCGUUUGUAAAUGAGCUUAAAAUGUAAUCAACAUGCUGUGCGGCCAAGGCCAGAAUAUUGCGCCUGAAAAUUGUCAUGUAAAAUGGCAAAAAUUAAAACUCGCAUCACGGCGUAAGCCCAAAAAAUAAGUUAAGCCGCUGACGUUGCCACACACAGUCAGUGCCACUGCCACUGCAACUGCCACUGCCAUUGCCAGAGGCAACUGAGGCAGAGGCAACUGCAACUGCAACUGCAACUGAAAUGAAAACAAAUGAAAAUCCAUUGGCAAACAAUGACGUGGGGUGCUGCUCCUGCUGCUCCUGCUGUGGCGAUUUCUUUUUUGCAUUACUCAUACGCACUGAGUGACAGGCAUUCGAAAAACAUGCACAGCAACUGUUGAGCUGUUAAUGUCACAUUGUAGAGCUUUAAAAGUGAUUGUCUGCAUCGCUGCUAUGCUUGACAGCUGACGGCGCCUGCAGCUCUAAGAAUCCAGCCAGAAAGCGCAUUUAAAGGCGAAAGGGCCA
Molecule: messenger RNA, 1462 nt
Organism: Drosophila arizonae
Lineage: Eukaryota; Metazoa; Arthropoda; Insecta; Diptera; Drosophilidae
Gene: DIP-kappa
Product: Dpr-interacting protein kappa
Cellular component (GO): neuron projection
Source: RefSeq, a predicted model, not a curated record